AAAUGUUAACCCGCUGGUUAACGUUCAUCGCUCUACUGGCUGCCUCAGCAUACGCCGGUGUAGCAGCUGUUGGCCAUUAUGCCCUGACGGUGUUGCCCACCAGCAGGGUCGAAGGACAACCAGAGGUGCAAGUGACUGUCAAGUGUGGAGAUGGAAAGAUGGCGGCAGGUGUGGUGGCCUACUGGCACACCCCCUUUGGACACCUCCAAACACCUGGCUUCCACGCCAGACUGGACCCGGUUUACAUGCACCAUGAUGGCAGCCUUGUGGUCACCAAGCUGAGCAGCCUCCACGAGGGCUUGUAUUACUGCCUCUUGCGGCACGACGGGGGGUCCACAUUGUUCCCCUAUCAGCUUUGCAAACGGCCAGAAGACGUUGGACAAGAACAUUUCAGGUUCAGGAGGGAGCUUGGUCCUGUUGCAGAGGAGCAGGAAAAUGUUUCUGACCGGCUUUUGGCAGGAGCUGUGGCGGCCUCAGUGCUACUCACGUUUGUGUUUGGCUUCAGUGCCGGAGCUCUGAGUAGGAGAAGUGUUCUCAGGUGUUGGACGGGGCUCACUAAGAUCUUACCUGCCUCGUCUCCACGGCAACAGCAUGACCUGUCAGAUGCUGACAUCACCAUGGCGACGCUCUCAUCCAUGUACAACAAGAGGGAGCAGGUGACGGACGACGAGACCACAAGCAGCUUGGGUUCGAACCCGCCUGCCAAACCUCAGAGAAGCUUCCGGGAAAGACAAGAGGCCCAGGCCUACUGGGAAGCAUGUGACCGCGUGGAGGGAAGGAGCAUAGAAGAGGCGAGAGGAAGGCUGGAGGAAUGUGAUGGAAAGGUCAGAGAAGUCAAACCAUCAGGACAAGACAAGGAUGAGGAGGGAAUGAGUAGGAAAGAAGAGGAAGACGGGGAGGCGGGAGGUUUUGAUGGGAGGAUAGCGGAAGACGACACAGGAGAAGAAAAUGAUGAUGGUGAAAAUGAGAGGAAAGAGGAUGAUGAAAAAGAGGAUGAGGAAGAUGAAAAAGAGAAUGAAGUAAAUGAGAAAAAGAAAAAUGAGAAAGUCAAAACAGAGAAUGAGGUAGAUGAACAAGAGAAUGAGGAAGAUGAGAAAGAGAAGAACGAGAUAGAUGAGAAAGAGAAAAUUGAGGUCAAUGAGAAAAAGAAGAUUGAGGUAAAUGUAAAAAAGAAUAAGGAAGAUGAGAAAGGAGAGGAGAGUAAUGAUGAAGAUGAAGGGGCAGAUGUGAGCAGUAAAAGUUUGUCUUCACAAACAGAUGGAGGCGAAGAUAAUAAAGAGGAACUUUGUUCCUCUCAAGUCUCGCCGUCUCGUUCCAGUCGCGUCAUCCGUCUCUAUCAGUACGACGAAGAUGGCCGCCGAUACGGCCACCUUCCUGACCCAGGCCCCGAGGAGCCGGGCCCCGCCCCAAAACUCAAACAGCGCUCCGCAUCUCUGACACGCCUCAACGCCAUCAUGGCCGCCGCCUCAGCUGGACCACUAGACACGACCCCAAGGGGGCAGGGGGGGUCAGCGAGGACGGAGACGACACACUUUGGAAUGGACAUUUAAACUGCCCAAGCAUCUCAUCAUCAUCAGGUUCACUUAUUUGCAGAUGAGUGGUAAACAAACCAAAACUUUCUUUUUAAGCUUUUGUGCAGGAAAACACUUGGUGUGAAAGACCCUUAUAAUAAUUGUAAUUUUACGUAAAUAAAGG
Molecule: messenger RNA, 1695 nt
Organism: Nerophis ophidion (straightnose pipefish)
Lineage: Eukaryota; Metazoa; Chordata; Actinopteri; Syngnathiformes; Syngnathidae
Exons: 3
Coding region: 3-1550 (515 amino acids)
Source: RefSeq, a predicted model, not a curated record